This is a messenger RNA of Tricharina praecox, 1133 nucleotides long. RefSeq lists its product as uncharacterized. The coding region runs from base 1 to 801 and encodes 266 amino acids. The transcript has a single exon. The record is from RefSeq and is a predicted model, not a curated record. NCBI's taxonomy places the organism in Eukaryota, Fungi, Ascomycota, Pezizomycetes, Pezizales, Pyronemataceae.
AUGAUCACCCCCUUCCGGCGCCCCUCCACCUCGGACUGGCCUCGGGAAUCUGCAUCCGGACCCGCACCCACAUCCGCACCCGCCCCGGAAGCAGCCCCAGCCUCACCCCCAGCCUCACCCCCAGCCUCACCCCCAGCCUCACUCCCAGCCUCACCCCCGGCCGCCCCUACCACCGCCACCGCCGCCGCCGCCGCAACAUCGCGGCUGCCGUACCUCCCCAUCCCCCAGCGGCCCUCAUCUCUCACCAGCCGCCCCAACCGUCCGAUCCAGUCCCCCGGCCCGCCCCCCACCACGCCGAUCUCGCCAUCGCCCGUCUCGCUCGGCCCUGUGCCCGACGAGAAUGAUAACGCGGACGUGCCGCAUCUGGAUCUGGAUGAUAUCGGCCCGUGGAUUGAUGAUGUGCAGGAUAACAGGGAUAAUAAUGGGAUGGGAUUGGGGGGAACGGGAAUGGGGGGAAUGGGAAUGGGCCGGUCUUAUGGAGGCGGCAGUAGGCUCCGUGCAGUACUGCUGCUCACGCAGGGGGUCGACGUGGUGGGGAGGUGGGUUUGGGGGUGGGGUUGGAGGGUGGGUGGAACGUUGGCUGGAAGGUUUGCUGAGAGGUUUGGAUGGGUGCCGGGCGGGCUGAGAGUGUUGGGCGCGAACAAGUGGGCGGGUUGGGCGUUCCCCGGAGUGAGGAGUUUGUGGGGGUGGGCAAGCAGCGAGGUCCAGGACCACCAGAAGGACUUGGAAGAGGAAAAGGCUGGACGAGUUGGUCGUAGAGGAGAGGCGGCCGCGGUUGUGGAUGAUGAUGGCCUGGAUUGAGGCGUGAGAUCAUGGCUUGCUUGGUCGUGAGUGAAUGGGAACUGGAAGGAAAAGAAAGUGAGGUUGCAGCUUGCUUGCUUGCUCGUGGGUGAAUGGGAAUUGGAAGAAGAAAAAAACAGUGAGGUUGCGGCUUGUUUGCUCGUGAGGUAAUGGGAAUCGGAAGAAGAAAAGAAAAAACGAAAAAAAAUACGCGCUUGAUUUGAUGGGAUGUUUGUUUCCCCCUCUGGAAAAAUGGUUGGGGGUCUGCCUGCUGUACUGCUAUACUGGAUGGAUUCUGCCAAGUAUCUUUUUCCUGGACGGGCUUAAUGCGAAGUGGAUUGAAAGCAAUGUGG